UGGGCUCCCGCCAGGUGGGCCCCAGGGCCCCGACGCGGGUCGGGCCGGGCGCCCCGGAAAGAUCUCAGCCUUCCUGGCCUCCGAAGAAGAUGGCAGACCCGGCCCCUGCGCCCCCAGCGCAGCUCGUGGUGGUACACUCGGACACUCACAGUGACACCGUGCUGGCCAGUUUCGAGGCCCAGAGAAAGAAGGGCUUUCUCUGUGAUAUCACCCUGAUUGUGGAGAGCGUGCACUUCCGGGCCCACAAGGCUCUACUGGCUGCCAGCAGCGAGUACUUCUCCAUGAUGUUCGCACAAGAGGGGGACGUGGGCCAGUCCAUCUACGUGCUGGAAGGCCUGGUGGCCGACACCUUCCGGAUCCUGCUGGAGUUCAUCUACACGGGUCGCCUGCAUGCCAGCGAGAAGAGCACCGAACAGAUUCUGGCCACUGCUCAAUUCUUGAGGGUCUCUGAUCUGGUCAAGGCCUACACAGACUUCCAGAAUGACCAAAGGAGCCCCGAGGAGGCCACAUCCGGGACCCCUGCAGGUGCCUCUGUGGUGGCGAUUUCCAACAAGAAGAAUGAGCCAUCCAAGCGCAAGAGGGGAAGGCCAAGGAAGGUCAACAACAGCUCGCAGGAGGGAGAGACGCUGCUCCAGUCACACAGCCCAGCUCAGAACGGAUCACACCUUGGGAGUGUGCCAGAGGAGAGAGCCAAGGAAGAUUCGGAACCCACCAGUGAGCUGUGCAGCACCGUGGGGCAGGUGCCCACCAGAAAAGAUGAGAACUGCGAUGCCAGGCCCCAGGAGGGGCAUGAACGCCAAAGUCGCCACAGCAAGCGCAGGAUUCGGAGAUCAGUAAAACUGAAAGAUUACAAGCUCGUCGGGGACGAAGACGGGGACCAGGGUGCAGCCAAGAGGGUUUGCGGGAGGAGGCGGCGGCCCCGCAACUCCGAGGCCCGCUGCAAAGACUGUGGCAAGGUCUUUAAGUACCAUCACUUCCUGGCCAUCCACCAGAGGAGCCACACGGGUGAGCGACCUUUCAAAUGUAAUGAAUGCGGGAAAGGCUUUGCCCAGAAGCACUCACUGCAGGUGCACACCAGGAUGCACACAGGCGAGCGGCCAUAUACCUGCACCGUGUGUGGCAAGGCCCUCACCACCAAGCACUCGCUGGUGGAGCACAUGAGCCUGCACUCAGGACAGAAGUCUUUCACCUGUGAUCAGUGUGGAAAAUAUUUCAGCCAGAAAAGACAGCUCAAGAGCCAUUACCGAGUUCACACAGGCCACUCGUUGCCGGAAUGCAACCACUGCCACCGCAAAUUCAUGGAUGUAUCUCAGCUGAAGAAACACCUGCGCACACACACAGGCGAGAAGCCAUUUACGUGUGAGAUCUGCGGCAAAUCUUUCACAGCAAAGAGCUCUCUGCAGACCCACAUCCGGAUCCACCGGGGAGAGAAGCCGUACUCCUGUGGCAUCUGCGGCAAGUCCUUUUCAGACUCCAGCGCCAAGAGGAGGCACUGCAUCCUGCACACAGGCAAGAAGCCCUUCUCAUGUCCCGAGUGCAGCCUGCAAUUUGCUCGCCUCGACAACCUGAAGGCCCACUUGAAAAUUCACAGCAAAGAGAAACAGGCAUUGGAGGCCAGCAGCGCUCCUGGGGCUGGUGGCAACAGCGGUAGCAAUGCCAGUAGCACCGAAGAGGUCCGGAACAUCCUCCAGCUGCAGCCGUAUCAGCUCUCGACCUCAGGGGAGCAGGAAAUCCAGCUCCUCGUCACCGACUCCGUGCAUAACAUCAAUUUCAUGUCAGGGCCCACCCAAGGCAUCAGCCUCGUCACUGCCGAGAGCACCCAGAACCUGAGUGCAGACCCUGCUGCCAACCUGACCCUGCUCACGCAGCAGCCGGAGGAGCAGCUGCAGAAUCUGAUUCUGUCGGCCCAGCAGGAGCAGACAGAACACAUGCAGGGCCUCAACAUGAUUGGAAGCCAGAUGGAGCCCUCUGCAACAGAGCCCUUGCACGUCAUCACGCUGUCCAAGGAAACCCUGCAGCACUUGCAUGCCCAGCAGGAACACAGCGAGGGGCUGCAUUUAGCAGCCAGCGCUUCAGACCCGGCACAGCACCUGCAGCUGACCCAGGAGCCAGAUCCACCGCCUCCCCCUCACCAUGUGCCCCAGCCCACCCCGCUAGGCCAGGAACAGAGCUGACCUGAGAACACUCAGACCAGAUCCCCACAAGCUGCCAUCGCCAGGUCAUGAACGCAUGUGGUCAGGCUCAGGGAGACUGUGACUACGAGACAGCCAGAUGGCCAGACAACAGGGAGGACGUGCUGCUUCCAGGCAGCAAAGCCUGUGUGUGUGUGCACGCGCGUGGGAAUGUGUGUGCCUGUGAGGAUGAUGUCCCAUCCGUAGUACCUGUUUGGAUUUAGGGUUUCAUAGCUGACGAACGCUUUUCAUUUUCAUCUCCUACACGUUCUAAAGACUGGCUCUUUGGGGGCAUUGAUGGAGACAUUUUUUUCUAUUAAAUAUUCACAGCCACAGGUUAUGGUCUUACUGACCUUCCCAGUCAUAUCUGUAAAUUUUUUUUGCAACCCAGAAAAGUCAGUCAUAGGUUAAAUUGGGUAGAGUGCUUGGUUCUCCUUCCUCAUUUCGAUUAGGCAAAACAGUUGCCACCCUAGCUCGUGACAUGAUGUCAGAAUAGGAGGUUUGCAGAAAUUAUCCUUUUAGCGCUCUAACCAUCAUUGUGUGUUCAGUACAAUGGGCCCAUCAGGUCAUGCUGAAGGUGGAUUAAACCCAUAGGCUGUGUUUAUAGCUAAAAAGUUCAUAUAGCAAAGCUAAGCCUAUAUGGACUAUUUUAAUUCUACAUUCAACUUUUCUGAAAAAUGCGGGUUUAUUUAUUUCUUAAAAAGGGUAUUAAAUUUUUAACUUAAAAAUCUAAUUUAAGUAUGAAACUGAAUCAUGGCAUCCACCCAAAAUAAUUUCAGAAUCUCAGUCAAAAAUAACACUGGACUUUCAUGAUGAAGACCGCUUAAUUAUCCUAGGAUGUAAUGUUUUAAUUCAGUGUAAUUUUAAGUACUAAAUAUGCCCUACAGAAUUCAAAUUGACUUCUGAAAACAUUGAUCUGUGUGUGGUGUUUAAUAUGUUGCUGGAGAUGGAAACGUAUUACAUGUUUUUAUUCCAGACUGGGUUAUGUCCAAAAAGUAGGUGCA
Molecule: messenger RNA, 3175 nt
Organism: Ochotona curzoniae (black-lipped pika)
Lineage: Eukaryota; Metazoa; Chordata; Mammalia; Lagomorpha; Ochotonidae
Gene: ZBTB24
Product: zinc finger and BTB domain containing 24
Exons: 7
Coding region: 90-2174 (694 amino acids)
Biological process (GO): regulation of transcription by RNA polymerase II
Cellular component (GO): nucleus
Molecular function (GO): RNA polymerase II cis-regulatory region sequence-specific DNA binding; protein binding; DNA-binding transcription factor activity, RNA polymerase II-specific
Source: RefSeq, a predicted model, not a curated record